GAAGACGAUAUUAUUUACGGAAGACAUGAAAAGAGCCGCGGAAGAAGUACGUCUUACACCUAGCGAUGAAUACAUAUGUUUAUUUACUCCGGAUGAAGAAAUACGCGCAAAGAACGAGAGAACGAGAAGAUGAGUUGUAGCAGUGCUUUUGUUCCGAGGUCGCGGGCAUCGACGGCCACGAUCAAGUCUUGGUACAACGCGAUGGCCUUGCGUCUGCAGCGACGCGCGAGAGCGAGGGUGCCCACAACGAGAACUGGGAGUAGUGUGGGUGCACUGUCCUCCACGAGUUCCGCCACCGCACCUGGAGGCCUCAGCGACCACGGCACAGGCCACAACACCGGCAAUCCGAGUCUCGAGGUUGUCUUCAAUGCGACAAGAAGGAGUACUUCCUCUAGUUCUGUACUGUUUGGAGCUUCCUCGACUGGUGCGCUUGCUGGGUCGCUCUUGGACAAGACACAGUAUGGUGGUAGCACCAGCAGCACCACGCCGUUUAGAGAAAGUUUUUCGCAGUCAUUCAUGGCGGGUGAGCACUUAGACGCAAAGAUGCUGGAGAGUUGUCGGCGAGUUCCUCCUGGUGUCAAUGGAAGCAAGGUUUCUUCUAGUACUGUGCGAUCAGGAUUGCCAUAUCAUCAAGUAUCACAAACGCGACAAAGCUUGGUAGUCGGGCUGCAUUCUACUGGAGGAGAUUCUAACUGUUAUCGCGCCGCUGCGGCAGCAAUGUCAAAUAGUAGCCCGCUGAGCAAGGAAGAGGGCCAUGACACUGGCUGGAGACGAGGUGGCGUAGUGGCUCAAAACCUCACAAGAAACAACUUCGGUUCAGAAAAUCAAAAUUACAUACAUGCACCUGGGAAUAUUGUCGCUGCAGCUGUGGUUUUAAAUGCGGUUCAGGCUUCACCUGCCCGGACCAAAGUUACAAGUGUAGCUGUAUCAAGUCUAGCGCGUGCAACUGCAGCAAAGGGAAGUGCUACCGGCUCUGUCUCAAAUGCAAAAGCCAAAAGUUCGACGGGUUCGGUAUUAGCGACGAACUCUCCCGGUUCGAACCCACCUGGCGUAGUACCGACUUCAUCGUCGAGUUCGGCAGCGGCAGCAAAAAGUCGUGAAUUCGGCGAAGCCGUGGCGGCGAAUGUUGCAGCAUCUGCAGCUAAAGGUGUCGCGCCGGCCGCGAAGAUCAACCGAGCUUACGUGCACGCAUUGUAUCAGCAGUAUGGAUCUACUGAUCCACGGUCGAUCCCGCACGCGCAGCAGCUUUGCGAGCAAAUGUGGACACUUUCGGAGCGCCACCCCGAGUUGAUCUCUAAGUUUGUGUUGGAUCAUGUGGUGCCACCACCGAAUUGUGCGAUUGCUCAAGAGGUAAGCCUCUUGUGGAAGCACUCGGAUCGGUGGCUGCGCAUGCUAGGUCGAGAGGAGCAGGCGCGCGAGGUCCCGAAGAUGCUUCAGGCACUGAGUAGUUGUUUCCGGUUGCCACAUUUGCUGCCGCUCUUGUCACGAGGGCUAGGAGGUGGGAACGCGGAUCUCGAGAGCGUGCUUGGAGAUACGCGAGGGGACGACGACGACGCCGACGUGAUACCGCAGACGUGGAGCAAGAAAACGGAAGUGCCCUCAUCGCUCACCGGCAAAGUCUGCACACGGGCCCCUGUCGCGACAAAGUUGCGCGAAAGGCGUUGCGGCGACGUGCGCGUUCUUUUUCCAGCGCUCGCUGGCUGGAAAGAGGAAACGAACGAGGCCGCAGUAGCACGGCGUCUAUUGCAGAGGACUGAGUUAUGGUUACAAGAUGCGAAAUUUUAUGAGGCUUUUUUCUAGGCAUAGAUAUGCAAUGACAAGUUUAAUAAGCAACUGCUGAGCUUUCGAAUCACAUAGUCUCCGACAUAGGUCUCGUCCUUCUAACAAGCAUGAGAAGAUAAUGAAGAUUUAACACGAUAGCGUCGAAACCAUCGGACCGCCUCUAAUUUACGGAAAUGGUUACCCAGCUAUUGGACGCGAACACGUAGAGCUUGUCGAGCGAAUCACUCAGGAAUCCCGCCGCUCACUCUUCGUAUCCAACCUUCCGUUUGAAUGCACCGACGAAAACGUGUAUCGAGCCUACCAAGCUUUUGGAGGUAUCGAGCAUGUGGAGAUAUUCAGCGAAAGGCAUAAAAACGUUCGAGCAAAAGCAGCAUUACAAGACCAGGAGAGUGCCCUCGAUGCAGGCCAAGAGCGAAUAAAUUCCAACAGGUUUAGUAGCGCAUAUGCCAUCGUCACUUUUUCUGAUGAAAAUGGUGUGGCAAAUGCGUCGCGAGAUUUUUUUCGUGUUUUUGGAGUACUGGUCACGCGGCAGUAUCGGACCGGCAAGGGCGGACAAAGCGUCAAGGUAAUUCGUUCUUCUAGAAUAAUGACAUUUGUAUGCUUGUGCUAAACCAUGUGCCUGACGGGUGAAAAAGCAAGUAGACGGAACCACAUCGAUCGCGAAGUGACUCUUGAGAAAUAGUCGUUCUAGAAGUAGUUGAUUAUCCUUCAGGUUGCAUACAGUAAUUAAUCAACUAGCUUGUAGCUUUCGAAGACCCUCCAUCGGAAUCAGGAAGAGUAUCGAGCGACCUAUCCCGAGCGAGCGGAACACAAGAACACCCUACUGAUUACCGGUUUGCCAUGGCAGUUUCCUUUGGGUGCACUUCUGCGAGACAUUGGUCGCCAACUGAGUUUAGCUGCGAAGUCCGAUGUGUGUCUGCGUCUAUCGAAUCCAGGCAUAUACGACUUUCCAAGCACGAACACCCUUGGAAUUACCACGACGAAACCCAUUGAGCGGUUAUCAGUAUAUAUAAUUCAAGUUCUUUUCUGAACGAUGCUUGGAAAAGAGAGCAGAAGUCGUCUUGAAGAUAUCCAUUUUUAUCGUAUCCAUUAUCUCUUUUUUCCACUCAUUCGCAGACGAUUAUCAAUUAUGUAGACUUAGAUACUCUGUUCUCACCGACCUGGUGCUUCAAAUUCAUUAGUUACUUUCACCAAUCAGUGACGAUGAUCAAAUUUAACUACCAGGUUACCGUAUCCUCAGGAGGGGAGUAUACUGAGGUGGCGCAGAGCCCCGAAUUCGAGGAGAGACAACAUAUAGACACCUAUGAGGACGAUACGGAUGAAGAUUUAGAAGAGGAUGAAACUUGCGUUUCGGAUGUCGGGAUGGACAUUCAUGAAAUCCUCGGGAACAAGCGCUACAUGAGUACUUACACCAAUUUCUUAAUUCUGUUCAUUACGUUCUUCUAAUCACUAAAUUUAUUCUGAGAAGAAAAUAGAUGACUGAACAACUGUUUCUGUUGUAGUAAAAACGCAUUAGAGUAGAGUACUAGAUUCAGUGCGGCCUGAUUUAUAAUGUCAGGUGAGCACCAUAACGACGGCGUUUUGGCGUUACGCUUUGCGAACUUCGCACAAGCGAGAUUUGCAAAAAGCUUGCUCGAAGACUUCACCAUAGCAGACAGGGCAAUAUCGAUUGACUUCUCGCCGAGGCGGCGUGCUUUUAUCCAAUUCGAUGCGACCGGUAAAGCGUUCGUGGACCCACAAGCAAAAGCGCCAAUUUAUGACUAGUUACAGUGUAAAUGUAGUAAGUAAUAUCAUAUUUUCGUGGUUGCAGUUGCUGUUCCCUGGAUUUGUCGAGUGCUAGGUAGGUCUUCUCUAGCAACGACCUAAUAUCUGACUUGACGACUUGUUUUAUUAAGACCAUGGGAUGCGGUGUGGAUCAGGGUACUUACCUCUAGAUGUAGUCUUCGCUCAUUUCAAGCACUGUUCUCUCCGCUUCAAAGCUUAUUAAGACCGUGCUCCCUGAGAAGAGUAUUAGUUUCUAAUGUUUGCGUGGACGUUAUGUGGAUUUUAUGACGCCCGAGGCGAGUGCGGUGUAUCCUGAUGAGCGCGACAAUCCCUUUCACGCUUUUGGAAGCUUGCGCUAGUAAGUACUACUUUCUUUGUUCCGCAUCCGUUAGGUGGUUGAAUACUGCCCAAAGGCUUAAUGUUCGCCUUUGAACUGUAGCGGGAAAAUGUAGACCCAGGCAAAAAAAAACGUGGGCCGACUCACCUUAGAAACGUUCGAUCUCAGUAGUGGCGCCGCCCUUUGUGCCAAGUGUCCACAGCUUGCAGCUUCAGGCCCUAAUUAGUCAGUGGCCACGUCAAAGCUCUAGCUGUGUCCGUGUUUUAUCCGCAAGGGCUCAGCUUUUGUCUGUCGGGGGACCUCAGACAUGGCCCAUCAUUGUUCUAAUUAUGAGCCGUCGUCUAAUAAGCCCGUGGGGCUCGGGCUCUAGCUUUUCUACAGCGGUUGCUGUCGUGCUUAAUCGUUUGCGUAGUCGUUGCGCCUGGCCGUUGUGCUUCAGGCUUCCCCCGGGAUAAUUGAGUGGAAGUAUAGCGGGAAACUGUAGACCCAGGCCCCCCCCCAAAAAAGUUGUGCUUCAGGAUUCUCGCAGGGUAAUUGAAUGUUCGUAUCGCGAGGAAUUUAGACCCAGGUCCCAAAAAAAAGGCCUGGGUAGAGCACAUGAAUGAAUGAACUGCCUGCUAGAGCACAUCAGCCACGACAAGGAAUUAUCAGACUCACUUACUAAGACUUACUACAGCUUCUACCUGAGACUACUAGUCUCAUUCUCAAGCCACUUAUUUGCAAGAAAUUUUACGACAAACCGAAUGACCAUUCCUCAAUCCGACAAUAUAGAAGUAGCGACAUCAAUCUUACUUCUUCUUACCCUUAUGACUAGCUUUAAGAUGACCACAUUGGACAAGCAUUAGCAGCUUGGUACUGUGCCUUCCUGUUCUCUUUGACGCUAACCGUUUCCAUGAAAAAAUGAAUCCGAUACAAAAUAAUAUCUCGUUCCUUAUUUACACUUCCAUCUGGCUCGACGAAUGCUUGGCAUUGUUAUGCCGAGACGAUUCGUCUCAACAACGGUGACUUGGUUCACCCACGCAAAUGCGCACUCACUCUGAAGAUUCGGCACGACGACUAAUACAGUUUGCGUCUUGCUUCUAGAUGCUGUUUUUGCUCGAGAAUUAUAAUGAAAGCGCUUAGAAGAAGAACAAGGCAGCGAUGUAAAUGAUGCAGCCGCGAAGACCACCACUAUCUAGAAAUGGAUUCCGCGUCAUCUAAAAUUUCCGUAAGAAAUAGGGAUCGCUCGCGUCCAGGGAAGAUGCCUAUGUUCCAACGAACACCGUGC
Molecule: messenger RNA, 5150 nt
Organism: Amoebophrya sp. A25
Lineage: Eukaryota; Dinophyceae; Syndiniales; Amoebophryaceae
Source: the annotation of a GenBank genome assembly